GCCGUCCAAUGAAAAGUCUGUUAAAUUUUUAAAUCUCGCUGAGCGCUCAGUCAGUCAGUCAGUCAGUUAGAUUCAAUAUCUCAGUUUAGCGUUAAUGGAGUGACCGAAAAUGACGGAAGAAUCCGCCGUAAAAGUUUGCGUUAGGGUCAGACCCCUUAUUAAAAGGGAGGAGUCGGAGAGUUCAGAGCCAGUCCAGCUGUUCUGGAGAGCAGACAAACAGGCCAUCCAUCAGCUGGAUGAUGAUGGGACUCAAACUAAGAGCUUCAGUUUUGACCGUGUGUUCAGUGCUGAAGAGAGCACUGGUCAGCUCUACCAGGAUAUCGCAAAGCCGCUGGUCGUGUCCGCAGUCGAAGGCUAUAACGGCACGAUAUUUGCCUACGGACAGACAUCUUCCGGAAAGACUUUCACCAUGAUGGGAAGUGAGCAUAACCCUGGAGUGAUUCCUCUCGCCAUGGCUGACGUCUUCAAAACUAUUAAAAACUGUCCAAAGAAAGAGUUUCUCCUGCGCGUGAGCUACAUGGAGAUCUACAACGAAACGGUCACAGAUUUGCUCUGUGAAAGCUGGAAAAGAAAACCUCUGGAAAUUCGUGAAGGGAACUACAAAAACGUGUACGUGGCUGAUCUGACCGAAGAGAUGGUGACGUCACCGGAACAAGCCCUGUCCUGGAUCACCAAAGGAGAAAAAAACCGGCAUUAUGGAAAAACGAAAAUGAACCAGCGCAGCAGCCGCUCUCACACCAUUUUCCGCAUGAUCUUGGAGAGCCGUGAGAGGAGUGAUCCAGCGUCAGGUGAAAACGCUGAUGGAGCCAUCAUAGUGUCACACCUGAACUUGGUGGAUCUUGCUGGUGCUGAACGAGCGAGUCAAACGGGAGCUGAGGGAACCCGGUUUAAAGAAGGCUGCAACAUAAACCGCAGUUUGUUCACACUGGGUCAAGUCAUUAAGAAAUUAUCUGAUGAGAGUCAGAAGGGCUUCUUGAAUUAUAGAGACAGCAAACUGACUCGAAUCCUUCAGAACUCGUUGGGUGGGAAUGCGAAGACUGUGAUUAUUUGCACCAUCACGCCGGCCACUGUGGACGAGACCGUCAGCACCUUACAGUUUGCGAGUGCGGCGAAGCGCAUGAAGAACGACCCUCACGUGACGGAGGUGUCCGAUGAAGGCGCUCUUCUAAGAAGAUACCGCAAUGAGAUCGUUGAUCUUAAACGUCGUCUGCAAGAGGUUUCGUCUGUCACACAAACAACCGCAACCGAGCGAGAGUCACUGUGUCAGCUUCUGCAAGAGAAAGACCAGCUCCAGAGAGAGCAGGAGGACCGGAUUAAGAACUUGACCAAGUUGCUAGUCACUGCCUCAAAUGUUGCCCUGAUCCCAAAGGUUCCCAAGCGGAGAGUGACGUGGGGCGGGAAACUCCUGAGAUCUGCGCAUCUACUGAAGGAAGAUCUCGGCUACACUGACAUGAGUUUCGCAGAGCCGUACAUCAAGAAGCGAAGAGCCGACUGCUCUCUGCCCGAGGAGGGAGAGGAUAUGGAUGAGUUCGACAGCCGGUUUGAUUUCACUGCGCUGGAUGAACCCAACAUGGACAUGGAGAUGAGCAGCAUCACUGUCCGCAGCUCCUCGGAGGGGAAUCCUUUCCUCGACUCUCCCCAGGCGAGCGAGCUGUCGCAGAAGGUGGCAUCUCUGGAGCGUCAGUUGGAGGCAGAGACUCAGAGCAAGCAGAGAGCAGAGGAGAUGAGCGCUGAGCUCCAGCUGAAGGUCUCUGAGCUGCAGAACAAGCUGGAGGCUCAAGCCGCGCCGUCAGAAGAGGAGAAGCCCAUCUCUGAGCUGGAGAGACAGAUGACGGAGCUACAGCGUCGACUCGAGACGGAGGUUCAGGAGAGACAGACGACUGAGGAGAGAAGCGCCGCGCUGGAACUGAAGGUGGCGGAGCUGGAGAAGACUUCAGAAGCCUUCCUGCGCUCUCAGAACAUGUGUGAACAGAUGAAGAGAGAUCUGGAAGAGGCCAUUCAGCUCUGUGAGACCGUCGGAUUUGAGAAAGAUGCUGUUAUUGCUGAGCGAGACCUGGUCAAACACACACUUCAGCUGGUGAACGAAGAACUGGAGAGUCUGAAGGCUGAGAAGGACUCGCUUCAGAAAGACAAAGACGCCCUGCAGAAGGACAUCGAUGAGAGGAGAGACGCAGAUGAGUUUGAGAAACUAGAGGAGGAGAGCAAGAGAGAGUAUGAGAGAGAACUAGAGGCUGAAAACUCCAGACUGCAGCAGGAUUUAAAACGAUCAGAAGAAAUGAUCCAACAGCUGAAGGCUGAUCUGGCGACGAUGUCAUCCGAGCUUCAGAAGAAGACGGAUCUGAACGCUGAGCUGCAGAGUUUUAGCGACAAGGAUCUUUUGCAUGAAGUGACUCGUCUGCGGCGCUCUCUAGAUGAUGCGGAGACUCUCAGUUUGGAUACCAAGAAAGAAUGGGCCUUCCUGCGCAGCGAGAACAUCUGCCUCAAAGAGAGAGACGCGACCCUGACAACUGACUAUGGGAAGAUGGAAGCUGAGGUGAAGACGCUUCAGGAUAAGCUCGAGCACGAGAAGUCUCGCUUCAAGAAGAUGCAAACGGAUCUUCAGAAAGAGCUGAUGGGCGCCUUCGAUGAGAACACCAAACUCACUGCUCUGCUGGACGGAAAAGUGCCAAAAAAUCUGACCGAUAAUCUUGUGUUGGAGAAAACUGUGUGCGACUUGCGUAAGGAGCUUGAUCAGAGUCACGAGAGGGAGGGAUGUCUGCAGAGUAAGACGGAGGAGUUGGAGACACUUCCUGUUAAAAUGGAUGAAUUACUGGGACAGGUGUCUGGUCUGUCAGAAGAGCUGCGUUCUGUUAGAGAGGAGCGAGACGCUCUGAUAUCUGCUCAGUCCAGUUUGAAUGAAGAUCAUCAGAGGCUGAAAGAGCAGACGGCGAACGCUCAGGAUCAGCUGCUGAAGAUGGAGAGCGAUCUGGUCGAUGCUCAGCUGAAGGAAGCAGAACUGACCCAACAGCUGACGGAGACUUCAGAGCGGCUCCAGACGGAUCUGCAGGAGAAGAGCACACUGCUCGCGUCAUUAGAGGAGGCCACGCAGAAGUUGAGCUCAGAGCUGGAGUCUGUUCGCGGCGAGAGAGACGCGCUUCUGUCUGAGAAGAUGGAGCAAGUUCAGAGUGACCCGGAUGAGAUGGAGAACCUGCGACGCACGAUCAGCUCGAUCACUGAAGAGCGAGAGCAGCUGCAGGAGAUCCUACAGGGCCUGAGAGAUGAGAGAGACCAGCUCAAGAGGGACAUGGAGGAAAAUGUGGAGAUGAUGAUUGAGACUCAAGCAGAACUGAGAGAUGCUCAGGAGACGGUAAAGGACCUUCAGGGGAAAAUACACAAUCUGGAGUCACAGAGAGUUCAGACGGUCGACCAACAUGAGGACCAGAACAAAGAUGAUCAGCUACAAGAUCAGAUCAAGCGGCUGACAGAAGAGCUCAGCGCUGCUGCGGGUGAGAAGGAGCGACUGCUGUUGGAGAGAUCGGAGCUUCAUGAGAUGUCUGACGCGAUGGAGAAGAUCAAAGCAGAUCUCACAUCUGUAACGGAGGAGAGAGAUCAGCUUCAGGAGAAACUACAGCAGAUGAAAACACAUCUGGAGGAGAAUGAGAUGAUGCUGCAGGAACAGCAACAACAUGAUUCCAGUGAGGAGAACAGCGCUGCGCUUCAGCAGAUCCAGACGCUAAAGGAAGAGCUUGAGACUUUAUUAGAGCAGAAAAACCAGCUGACAUUGGACCUUCAAGAUGCAUCUGAACAGGUGUCUGGUCUGUCAGAAGAGCUGCAUUCUGUUAGAGAGGAGCGAGACGCUCUGAUAUCUGCUCAGUCCAGUUUGAAUGAAGAUCAUCAGAGGCUGAAAGAGCAGACGGCGAACGCUCAGGAUCAGCUGCUGAAGAUGGAGAGCGAUCUGGUCGAUGCUCAGCUGAAGGAAGCAGAACUGACCCAACAGCUGACGGAGACUUCAGAGCGGCUCCAGACGGAUCUGCAGGAGAAGAGCACACUGCUCGCGUCAUUAGAGGAGGCCACGCAGAAGUUGAGCUCAGAGCUGGAGUCUGUUCGCGGCGAGAGAGACGCGCUUCUGUCUGAGAAGAUGGAGCGAGUUCAGAGCGACCCGGAUGAGAUGGAGAACCUGCGAUGCACGAUCAGCUUGAUCACUGAAGAGCGAGAGCAGCUGCAGGAGAUCCUACAGGGCCUGAGAGACGAGAGAGACCAGCUCAAGAGCGACCUCGAAGACAGUAAUGGGAUGCUUAUGCAGGUUCAGCAGGAUCGCAGCGGCCCACAGACGGACACACAUCAUGAUGAACUCCUCCAGCAGAUUCAGCUGCUUAAAGAGGAACUGGACGCUGUGAAUGAGGAGAAGAACCAGUUAAAGUCUGAUCUACAGGAGAAUGUGGAAAUGAUGAUUGAAAAUCAAGAUGAGUUGAGAGGAGCUCUUGAGAAGGUGAAAGACCUUCAGAACACCAUACUGGAGCUGGAGUCUCAGCGGACGCUCAUGGAGUCUAAACUCUCUGAAAACACAUCGCAGCAGGUGAAGCAGCUGAGAGAGGAGUCGGAGAGCGUGUGUUGUGUGUUGGAGCGCUCCAUGAACACACUCGAUGACCCUGAGAUGAUGGAGAUGAAGGCCAGCAUCACCUCACUGACGGAAGAGCGCGACCAGCUCCAGCAGACCCUUCAGAGCCUCCGAGAAGAGCUGGAGCAGCUGAGGAGAGAGCAGCAGGAGAGAGACCAGACGAUGGCCCAGCUGAGGUCAGAGCUCCAGUCUGUGUGUGCUGAGAGAGACCGCGUGUCCUCUGAAAGAAGCAGAGACAUGGAACAGAUGGACCGGAUGAGCUCCAGCGUGAGCUCUGUGACCGAGGAGCGAGAUCGGCUCCUGGAGACUGUACAGCGGCUCACAGAUGAGAGCGAGCAGCUCGAGAGAGAUCGGCAGCUGCUGGAUGAGACGCUGGUCCAGGUGAGAGAGCAGCUGCAGUCCGCCUGUGCUGAAAGAGACGGUCUGCUGUCUGAGAAGACCAUCAGCGAUCUAGAGAAGACGACUCUAGAGGAGGUGCAGACCAGCCUCGCCUUCGUCAGUGAGGAGAGAGAGCAGCUCCUGGAGAUCCUGAAGCUCAACCGAGAGGAGAAGAACCAGCUGAGGAGAGAGCUGGAGGAGAAGGAUGAGACCAUGCUGCAGCUGCGUGAAGAGCUUCAGUCGUCUUCUGCAGAGAAACAGCAGCUUCUCUCUGAGAGAACGAGAGAGCAGCAGGAGAUGAAGGCGGCUGAAGCUAACAUCAGCGCUCUGACUGAAGAGAGAGACCGGCUGCUGGAGUCGCUGCAGGCCGUCAGAGACCAGAGAGAGCAGCUGGAGAAGAGCGAGAUGAUGGUGCUGUUGAGGCAGGAGCUGCUUUCUGCUUGUGCUGAGAGAGACCGUCUGCUGGCAGAGAGAGCGAGAGAUGCUGCAUGUAACCAAUCCAGCGCUUCCACCAGUAUGACAUCACUGACUGAGGGAGGAGACCUUCAGGAGAUCCUGCAGGGCGUCAGAGAGCUGAUCCAGGUCCAAGGAGAGCUCAAACAGAAGAAGCAUCAGGUGUCAGAUCAGCUGAGUCCCACAGAGAAGCAGAAAGUUCAGCUUGAGCAGAUUCAAGCUCUCAGGGAGGAGCUGGAGUCUCUGAGGAGUCAGAGGGAGGUGCUCCGGAAAGACCUUCAGGAGGCAGCAGCGAUUUCUAAAAUGUAUCAGGACUUACUGCAUGUGACUAAGGAGGAACUGAAGCAGCAGCAGAAAGAGAAGGAAGACCUGAUGGAGCAGAGUGCAGAGAAAGAGUCCCAGCUUCAGCGGCGAUUGAGUCAAAUGAGUGAAGAUCUCUCGGCCGUACAAGACCAGCACAACACAGAGAUCCAAAACCUCCAGACAAACCUCACCUCGCUUACGGAAGAGAAGGAUGAGCUCCUGGAGACACUGAGGAGAACGAGAGAGGAGGGAGACCUACUGAGACAGGAUCUUCAGAAGAGUGAGCAGACGAGAAACAGGCUGACCGAGGAGCUCGAGUCUCUCACUGGUGUGACCGAUCAGCUGGAGAAUGAGAAGACUCGUGCUGAGCAGGUCCUCGAGUCUUUAAGAGACGUCACAAAAGAGAGGGAUCAACUCAGACGAGAGCUGGAGGGAAAGCUGGAGAAGCUGACACACAUUGAGUCAAAAGCAGAGAAGCUGGAGAAACAGAAGAUCCUGCUGGAAUCUGAAGUCCAUUCUCUCAGUCAGUCUCUCACUGAGGUGAACUGUAGCGUGUCUUCUGAUCAGCUCAAACACAGAUCUGUACAUCUGAUUUCUGAAAUUGAUGCGUCUGAUGAGAAGCUGCAGGCGGCGUUUGCGAAGCUCCAGCUGAUCAUCGAUCGUCCCACUGACGCUUUAUCUGAGGUGAAUCGUGAAGAAUGGACUGUGAUCUAUCAGCUGCUGCAGUUCAUUCCUUUGGCUCAGAGGAGCGUCCACGCGACACACACCACUAAAACCACCAGACUGAAUCACGUGCUGAUCAAGACUGCGGAGGCGUACAGGAGACUAGCGCAGCGCUGCAAGACACACUUCGAGACGGAGGUGCAGCGUGACAUGGCUUCGUUUGAGGAGUCUCGACUCCAGGACCUGCUCGUCCUCAUGACUCAGGAUCCGUCACGGGCUCUCCGAUCUCUUCAGGAUGACUUCCAGCAGGUCUGGGAUCAGAGACUGUCAUGUCUGGUGGAAAGACGUCAACAGUACCUGCAGAAAUUGGAGCGCAUUCUAAGGGUUCUGGAGGGCGGUUUAGCCAAACACGCAGUGAUGAUGUCAGAGGAGUGUCAGCACAGGACUCGUGAGCUCGAGGAUCUCAAGGCUCUGCUAAGAUCUCCUCAGACGGCCGCUAUUGUACAUCUGCACGAGCAACAAAUCGCUCGUCGCACUAAAGCGACCGAGCAUCUGAACACACAUUAUGUUGCUCUGCUGAACGAAUGUGAGUCUGAGAGCUCCCCGCUCAGAUCAGCGUCUUCUGAGUCUGAGCGGCGGCUGGAGGAUCUGAGAAGAGAGACUGUAACUCUGCUGCAAGCGCAAAACGGCACCCUGCCCAAAACUGAGGCGGAGCUUCUGCGGGACAAUCAACAUCUGUCACUGCAGCUGCAGCAGACGCAGAAGCAGAUGGAGGAGAUUCAGGAUCAGAUGAAGGAACUGAAGGUUCAGUCUGAUUCCUUGAACCAGAAACAUCUUCAACUCCAGGAACUCGGUGCCCAGCUGAAGCAGAAGGAAGCUCUCAUCCAGAAGUUAGAAGCCAAACUUAAAGAGUCAGAGGUCCUGUCUAAGAGGAACAUGACACCAGCUGCCGCUGAACUCGCCGCCCUGAAGGACAAACUCGUCAAAAUGGAGCUGGAUCACAUCGCAGUCACCACAAGUCAUGAGAAAGAAAUCGCACAGAUGAGCUCAAUGUUGGAGCACAGAGCCGACGUCAUUCGCAAGCUGAAAGAGACCCUGAGGAAAAUGCAGCAGGACGAUGAACAGUCCUUCGCAGACGGUGAGGAGUUUGAACUUAAAUUGAGCUCAAACAGACCAGUCACAUCAAUUCAAGACAAGAAGAUGGAGGAGUUGCAGAAGAAGAACGCUCAGUUUGAGAGUCUGCUGAGCAAACAACAAGAGGAGAUCAACAAAUGGAAGCGGCGAGCGUACAGGAUUAAGGAGAGCAGGAAAGACGCUCUAUCUACUCCAACCAAACGCCAGCCUCCUCUGACGGAGACCGAAGUCAACUCGCCCAAGAAGGCCUUCCUGGACUCUCCCAAGAGCAAGUUCUUUGACGUGCGCUCCAGUGUUCCCAUCUCCCUCAACCAUCCCACGCAGUUCUUCGACAACUCCAGCCUCGGGACGGUUCCAGAGGUUUCGUGUUGGUCAGCCGAGGCGGUCGAGGAUUCUUCAGACAGUGAUGAAGAGGAUUCCAGCGCAGCCGUCGCAUCCAGUGCCGCACCGCUUGACGACUGGUGGAAGAUUUCUGACGCUUCGCCCACAAAACACGAUGCUAGCAUCAAUGCUAACGCGUGCCCAACGCAGUGAUCUGCCCUCAUGCCGUGGAAGUUGCCGUGUUGGAAAGUUCUGAAGUCAUGCAUUGAAAUGCAUUUUAUGAUGCACAAACUAAUGUUCACAGAUCUUCACAGCUGGAGCUUCAGUGAGCACUAAGAUUGUUCUUUUACAAGUCUAGAUUUUUCUUUCAUGUAUGUUUGCCUUUUUAAUGUUGUGGUGUUUUAUGUAAAUAAAGUAUGUGUUUAGUGUU
Messenger RNA from Ctenopharyngodon idella (grass carp), 8279 nucleotides. RefSeq names its product centromere protein E (gene cenpe). Gene Ontology annotation, cellular component: microtubule. Gene Ontology annotation, molecular function: ATP binding; microtubule binding; plus-end-directed microtubule motor activity. The transcript is spliced from 57 exons. The record is from RefSeq and is a predicted model, not a curated record. Bases 110 to 8062 code for a protein of 2650 amino acids. Gene Ontology annotation, biological process: mitotic cell cycle; microtubule-based movement. Lineage: Eukaryota; Metazoa; Chordata; Actinopteri; Cypriniformes; Xenocyprididae.